Dentiscutata erythropus is the source of this 645-nucleotide messenger RNA. NCBI's taxonomy places the organism in Eukaryota, Fungi, Glomeromycota, Glomeromycetes, Diversisporales, Gigasporaceae. The record is from the annotation of a GenBank genome assembly.
AUGUCUUUAGAAAUCAAAUCAAAAUAUGCAAAUGCACUGACACUUCAAGCGAAAAUAUGCUUUAAUUUACAGCGGUACGAAGAAACUAUCCAAUUUCUAAAUAAGGUUUUAGAAAUCAAUCCCAAAAAUAAAACUAUACUAACACUUCGUGGAGGUGUCUAUUUUUAUCUGGAUCAGUAUUAUAAUGCAAUCAGAGAUUUGAAUAAGAGUUUGGAAGCGGAACAUAAUAAUGCUACUUCACUUUUUUUACGUGGAGAAAUUUUUUAUUGCCUCAAUCAUCUUCAUGAAGCAUUUUUGGAUUUUUACGACGCAUUAAAAUUUGAGCCAAAUAAUACAGAUAUGUUAGUUCUCCGUGGAGAAGCUUAUUUAAACUUUGAAGAUUAUUAUAAUACAGGUUUAGACUUUGAAAAAACACUAAAAAUUUUACCAGAAAGUGUAGCUGCAUUAUUUUAUAGUGGUAAAAUCUAUUUUGAACUAGAACAGUACGGUAGAGUUCUCUCUUAUUCUAGCGAAGCAUUGAAAAUUGAGCCAGAUUUUGUUCCUAUAUUAACUCUUCGUGGUUCAGCUUAUUGCUGUCUAAAAAAAUAUAAAGAGGCUCUUGAAGACUUCAGAAAAGCGCUUAAAAUUGAACCUAAUAAUGAAACU